Rattus rattus (black rat) is the source of this 2448-nucleotide messenger RNA. Its product is annotated as mesothelin-like protein. Lineage: Eukaryota; Metazoa; Chordata; Mammalia; Rodentia; Muridae. Bases 141 to 2201 code for a protein of 686 amino acids. Gene Ontology annotation, biological process: cell-matrix adhesion. Gene Ontology annotation, cellular component: cell surface. The transcript has 16 exons. The record is from RefSeq and is a predicted model, not a curated record.
GGUAGUGACCUCCCUGUGUACCUCACGGGCCUCAGAAGGACAUAGGAACCCAGAAGUCAUCAGAUUGUGCACCCCGAGUCAGGCCUGGACCUCCCACCCACAGCCUUUGGGCUUCCCUGCCCUGAGACGCUUCAGCCAGGAUGAGCAGAACUCUCAGACGGUCGGCUAUGGGCUCCAGAAUGGGCGCGCUGGCGAGUCCUGGUCUCGCCCUUCUCCUGUCCCUCACCGCCCACUGCUCGGGUCCUCAGACUAAGGACUUGCCCAAGGGAGGACUAAAUGCUAGCGAAGCCAACACAUGGGUCAGGGACAACACCUCCCUCCUGCAAAACUUCUGGUGCUUGCCAGCCAGCCAGCUGCCCCGGGAACAGCUCUCCAGUUUAAUCAGGAGCCUGGCUUCACAGAGGGUGGCACUCAAAGCCUGGCAGCUCAGCUGCUUGGCCAACCUUGCUGCACGGCUAGGUCUCCAGGACGACUUCCAGUUCCACCCACCCAACCUUCUACUUUUCUACAACCUGAGCCAGGUGGGGGACACUAACUGCCGGGCCUUCAUUCACCGCGCUGCCCAGGGGGACACAGAACUGCUGGCCAACCUACCCAACCAGAGAGUUGCUCUGCAGCGCACAGCCAUGGCCUGUCUGGGGGGACCCCACCUACCGCUCAGUGCCUCAGACCUGUGGCUUCUUGGUGUCCUGGUAUGUGACAUGGAGGCACCACAAAUCGUGACCGCAGACCCCAGUGUCCUGAAGAACCUGCUUCGCUGCCCAGGGCUUACUGUCAUGCAGACUGCUGCCCUCAACACCCUGCUGGCCAACGGGAAGACGCAAAUCGGGCCUCCUGGCUCCUGGAACCUGGAAGGGCUACAGGCCCUGGGACCUCUGGCUACCUACAUCAGCCCCCACCUGUGGGAGAAGGUGCAGGAGGCUGUGGGGUUAGACUUCUUCCGCAGCAUGGUGGCUGCUUGCCGAGCAGGCCAGCUGAGCAGACGCGAUGCCAGACGCUUCGUCACCAACUUCCUGGAGUCCAAAGCCAAUUCAGUGUCCUCAAGGUCCAAGCGGCGCACAGGGAGAUCCUGUGUCCGUGGCAACAUCACAGCAGCCACCCUGCACGACGACCUCUUCCUGGUGCACUACGACUGCACCCAGCUGGAGUCCUGCCUAGGCACACGUGUGCUCAGGGCCAACCUGGACCCGUUGCUCCAACACCCGCUGCCUGCAGAGUGCCAGCAUGUUGUCAAAACCAAACUUGCUCAGAUCUACCCACACGGCAUCCCCGAGGACCAGCUGCACCUCAUCCCCUCGCUGGUCUACCUCUACUCCCUCGCUGAAAUAGGCCAGUGGAACAUCACAUCCGGAGACACAGUGAUGAUCCUGCUGGCCUCAGACGCGGCUCUGGACAACCAGACAGAGGCAGUUCUCCAGAGGUUCUUGGACCAUAACGGCAAGGUCACUGGAGCUCUUCUGGUAGCCAUCGGGAGUUCCCGUCUCUGCUGGAUGAGCAUCGAGCAGAUCCAGAUCAUCCAGCCCUCAGAGUUCCGGCUGGCUGGAGCUCCAGACGUCUCUCCCUGCCCUCAGAGUCGGAAGGACGUGCUCUUCGCCAAGGCUCAUGAGGCCUUUAGGAACACCAGCAACGUGGGAGAAUACUACUACUUAAUACGCCCCUACCUCGGUGGUGCCCCCUUGGAGGAACUUCAAUACCUGGCCCAGGCCAACAUCUCCAUGGAUAUUGACACAUUCACCAACCUCAACCCCCUGACGUUGAAGAGCAUGGGUGUGGACAGUGUGAGAAGUCUGCUGGGCCAGAACGUGGGAGAUCUGCAGAAGGCCCGAAACCAUCCAAAUGUCAUCCUGUGGAUGCACAGUCACAACAUGUCAGAUCUGUCUGAGAUGGGCCUGGACACCAGCCCCACGCUGCCCUAUGUGACCAACAGGCCCCCCAACACUGCCUACCCACCAUCCAGUUUGAUCCAGUCCUCCGAUCUGUCAGGGAAUGAUGGUGUUUCCCACGCCUCAGGAAGUCCUCCAGUCCAUCUGUCACUUGCUGUGGCUCUGCCCUCCAGCCUUCUGUGGCUGCUACUGUGUCAGUUACCUUCGGGACAAAUGGCCACUGCUCACAGGACAUUAGGACUCUGGCCAUCGCCAAUGGCACUGACCCAGGACAGUCAGACCCCUGAACAUCAGAUUCAGGAGAACUGGAGCUGCUAGGUGGAACAGGACACCUGCCUAGGCUGAAGUACAUGUUUCUGGCCCCCAGGGGACCUGCUGCUGUGUCCCCCCUCCUAGGAGAAUGACUCUGGCCCAUAAGGCACUAGAACCUGCCCAACCUCAAGGACCAGGUGGUAUAGAGUUCAGCUCUUCUGCCCUAUUCCAAGACAAGUGGAACUUGGUGUUACUUGAAUGUCUCUUGCCCUCACUGGUGGGUCUGAAUAAAGCACAAGGCUACUGUACAGCA